Messenger RNA from Onychostoma macrolepis, 4714 nucleotides. RefSeq names its product zinc finger, MIZ-type containing 1a (gene zmiz1a). The record is from RefSeq and is a predicted model, not a curated record. The transcript is spliced from 19 exons. Gene Ontology annotation, biological process: regulation of transcription by RNA polymerase II; protein sumoylation. Bases 1551 to 4364 code for a protein of 937 amino acids. NCBI's taxonomy places the organism in Eukaryota, Metazoa, Chordata, Actinopteri, Cypriniformes, Cyprinidae. Gene Ontology annotation, molecular function: SUMO ligase activity; zinc ion binding.
ACACUGUACACUGAUUUGUAAACACUGUUAAUGUCUUUGUUCUCACCCUGAAAUGACUUCUUACACUGUGUUUAACAACCGUUUUUGAAGCUGCUGUGUUGUGAUAAAUGGCACACUAAGGAUGCUAAGUCUCAGACUGUAUUAGAGUCUGGCUGGUGUAAGCAAACCUCAGUUUUAUCGUCUGGCAUGGCUUUGUGAGAGCUAUGCUCUGUGUUGGUACUCGUCUCUUCCUGCUGGGAUCACUGCCUGGUGCACACCGCUGUGAGCCAGCCUUGCCACCAUAAUGCCCGCUGACAUAGGCCCAACACACAGCCAUGCCACCGAAAUGCCCAUUGCCACAGAGCUACAGUAGCCUACUGCCAACUUAACACUCAACACAACCCUUUCUGGAGCAGGUGUCUGGCAAUGCGAGCAGAACUAAAUGAGGGAAGGGAGGCAGAUGAAAGGAAAACGGAGACUGAGAGAGGCGUUUUAAUACAGGGAAUGAAAGAGAAAUGUGAUUAAUGCCGAUUUACUGGUGAGUAAGGAUUCAUGAUAUCAUUUGUUAGCGAAACUUUCCUUUUGGUCCCCUCUGCUGCAAUUUGAUAAUGCUGUAAAAUACAGUGGGAUGUAAGGACAGCAUGACUGUUUGACAAAAAAAAAAAAACUGCAUUAAAUAAUAAAACAUGCACGAUUAUGACCACUUUAAGUCAAAUAAUUUAAGGAAAGCUCCUCUGUUCCUCUGCGCUUGCGCAGUCGUCUACUUGCACAACAGGAGCUCUACGCAGGCGUGACUACUGCAAAUUAAUUAGAUGUCAUUUGUCUUGAAAUUCCUCCAAUCUUGAGACAUUUUGUUCUGCUGCCGGUGCUUCUGUGUGUGGCAGGGUUUAUGCAAAAUAUAUUGUAUGUACGCUCAAUGAUAUCUUUUCUGUUACUGGAGCAUUUUAAGAGUAAAUGAGCUUAAUAUUGGACCAAAAAUCAGUGCAUCCCUACUGAUGAGAGAGAUCGUGUUACAGUAAAUGUUACGCAUUAAUAUGACAACACGGCCCCGUGGGUAGUGGUGGAGGCGAUGAUGUUUGCGGGAGAAAUGGUGUAUCUGUAUUCAGCUAGGUGAGAGGGAUAUUGUACGCUGCCGGAAGGUGCCGUGUUGAUUAGGUUGUUUUUCUGUGAGUUUACUGGUUGAAUUGCAGGCAGGAGAGCUCUAGUCUUUGUUACAUGUGGGAGGCAUGCUAGGCGGGGAACAACAGUUGAAAAUUGGCAGGCGGUGUCUGCCUGUAACCUGUCAUAUGAGCUCUAAGUUGGUCUUUUGUGAGAAAAUAGCAGUUGCCAGCAUGCAGAGGUAGUGAUUUAGCUGGCCGAUAAGCUCUCUGUAAUGGCAGGGUAGAAUAAUUCUCAUUGAAGUAGGUGGGUGAUUCCAGCCUCCCGCUCCAAUCCUGCUGGGACGGCUUUCACGCCUGUCGCAGAGAGCUCUCCUGUCGUCCUGGUGUGAGGAGCUGGGACGGCUGCUCUUGUUGCGGCAUCAGAAGAAUCGUCAGAGCGAUCCACAGGGCAAAGUACCCUUGCAGCCGCCCAUGAACUCCAUGAAGCCCUCGCUCUCACAUGGUGAUGGGUCCUUUCCAUAUGACAGCGUUCCCUGGCAACAAAACGCUAACCAGGCCCCGGGCUCGCUGUCGGUGGUUACGACGGUGUGGGGAGUUACCAAUACAUCACAAAGUCAGGUCUUGGGUAACCCCAUGGCCAAUACCAACAAUCCCAUGAACCCUGGAGGCAAUGCACUUGGGUCGGCUAUGUCAGGCAACAACCCAGGGAUCAACUCACCUCAGUUCCCUGGCCAACAACAACAGUUUUCAGCCAAAGGGGGAUCCAACCAGGCCUACAUGCAGCAAAGCAUGUAUGGGCGUCCAGGGCACCCGGGAGGAGGAGGCUUUGGUGGAAGUUACCCAGGUGGGCCGAAUGCUCCGGGUGGCAUAGGCAUGCCCCCUCAUACACGACCGCCCUCUGAUUUCACACAACCUGCUGCUGCCGCCGCCGCGGCUGCUGUUGCUGCUGCCGCCGCCACCGCAACAGCUACUGCCACAGCAACCGUGGCAGCCCUGCAAGAAACCAAUAAAGACAUGAACCAGUACAACCAGGUCUGCUCCUCUUUCCAGAUGGGGCCUACACAAGGUUACAAUAACCAGUUUAUGAACCAGCCAGGGCCCCGUGGGCCCCCGUCCAUGGCUGGUGGCAUGAACCCAGCUGGUAUGGGUGGUGGCAUGAAUAGCUCCAACAUGAGUGGCCCGCCGAUGGGUAUGAACCAGCCCAGAGGCCCAGGGAUGGGGCCCUUCGGUGGCCACGGCCAAAGGAUGCCUCAACAGGGUUACCCUGGACCCAGACCUCAGUCCAUGCCCAUGCAGGGCACCAAGAGGCCUUAUCCAGGAGAGCCUAAUUAUGGAGGCCAGCAGUUUGGACCCAAUGGCCAGUUUCCCAACCAGCAAGGGCAGUACCCUAACCCAAACGCUUCUAGAGCUCUUCCUUCACCCAAUUACCCUGGGCAAAGGAUGCCGGGACAACAGGGCUCUGGCCAGUACCCCCCUACUGGGGUAGCCAUGGGCCAAUACUAUAAGCAAGAGCCAUUUAAUGGACAGAACAACAAUUUCUCUGGAGGUGGUUAUGGGUAUAAUCAAGGAAAUGGGCCUCCUCGGCAGGUGGUGAACUACCCACAUUCGCCAGUUCCUGGUAACCCCACGCCACCCAUGACCCCAGGAAGUAGUAUACCUCCGUACCUGUCGCCCAAUCAGGAUGUCAAGCCCCCUUUUCCUCCAGACAUGAAGCCAAACAUGACGUCUCUGCCUCCACCUCCAACCAACCCCAACGAGGAGCUUCGUUUGACGUUCCCAGUGAGAGAUGGAGUGGUGCUGGAGCCCUUUAGAUUAGAGCACAACCUGGCCGUCAGUAACCACGUCUUCCAUCUGCGCCCCUCCGUCCACCAGACGCUCAUGUGGAGAUCUGAUCUGGAGCUGCAGUUUAAGUGCUAUCAUCAUGAGGACCGACAAAUGAACACCAAUUGGCCCGCAUCCGUCCAAGUCAGUGUCAACGCCACCCCCCUCACUAUUGAGAGAGGCGACAAUAAAACAUCCCACAAACCCCUGCACCUAAAGCAUGUGUGUCAGCCAGGGAGAAACACCAUCCAGAUUACGGUCACAGCCUGCUGUUGUUCGCACUUGUUCGUGCUGCAGCUGGUCCAUAGGCCGUCAGUGCGAUCGGUCCUGCAAGGGCUCCUGAAGAAGAGGCUCCUUCCUGCCGAACACUGCAUUACCAAAAUUAAAAGAAACUUCAGUAGCGUAGCAGCGUCCUCUGGGAAUGCCACACUAAAUGGAGAGGAUGGAGUAGAGCAGACAGCCAUCAAAGUGUCCCUCAAGUGUCCAAUCACAUUCCGACGGAUCCAGCUCCCUGCUAGGGGACAUGACUGCAAACACGUGCAGUGCUUUGACUUAGAGUCCUAUCUGCAGCUGAACUGUGAGAGAGGAACGUGGAGAUGUCCUGUAUGCAAUAAAACAGCAUUAUUGGAAGGGCUGGAGGUGGAUCAGUACAUGUGGGGAAUUCUCAAUGCAAUUCAAAAUUCGGAGUUUGAAGAGGUCACCAUCGACCCUACGUGUAGUUGGAGGCCGGUGCCCAUAAAGUCAGACAUUCAUAUAAAGGAGGACCCAGAUGGCCCUCUGGCCAAGCGUUUUAAAACCAUGAGUCCCAGUCAAAUGAUCUUGCCUAAUGUGAUGGAUAUGAUCGCCCAGCUGGGUCCCGGCCCUUCACCCUACACCCCCCUCCCCCCUCAGCACGGAGGAAACAAUGGCGAAUAUGGGGGCCAAGGUAGAGGCAAUAGUUACCAGGGCCAUGGAAACUUUGACUUCUCCCACAGUAACUCUGGUGGCGGAGCUCCCAUGAAUGACUUCAUGCACGGACCCCAGCUCUCACAUCCACCAGACGUGCCCAACAGCCUCAUGGCCCCCGACAAGCCUCUCGCCCACGGCAUGCCCGACUCGAUGCCCCAUCCCGUGAGCGCUGAUCAAUCCCAUGCUUCCAUGCAGCCAGGCAUGCACGCAUCCCCUCACCCCAACAGCCAAUCAGCUCAGCCAUUGCAUCACAGCGGCCCCCCAUCCUCCCAGCCCCCACGCCAGCCCCCGCACCCCCAGCAGCCAGGCCAAAACAGUCACCCACAUGCCGACAUGACCUUCAACCCCGCCGCUGACGGGCAGGCAGGUGGCCAGGGACCUGCAGACAUGCCCGAGCCUUCUCUGGAUCUUUUGCCAGAACUGGCAAACCCAGACGAGUUGCUGUCAUACUUAGACCCUCCUGACCUCCCAAGCAGCAGCAAUGACGAUCUGCUUUCCCUUUUUGAGAACAACUGACUUCCUUCGGUCGGCCUUUUGGAGAGGCCCUAAUUUGUUUGGCUGUCAGGAAUCGAGAGGCACCUGAAGACUGACUCUGUACUUUGCAAACAGGAAACAGCCAUCCUUUUGCCUCUUCCUCAUGUAAAUAUCUCACUCUUUUACAAGCAACCUUUUCCACACAUAUAUGGCAGCCAUGUUGGUUGGCACUAAAGUGAUAUCUUUCAAUACUAAUGGAAAUACAUGUGCAGCUAUAAUCAGUUCAUAUGAAUACGUCACACAGAACUGUGUGUGUGCUCACUAGGAAAGUACUGUAGCAUUUUUAAUUCAGAUUUUUUCCUUUUGUGAAAAGAAGACCUGAAUAGAAUAUA